Messenger RNA from Phalaenopsis equestris, 2120 nucleotides. Its product is annotated as pentatricopeptide repeat-containing protein At3g02650, mitochondrial. Gene Ontology annotation, molecular function: protein binding. The coding region runs from base 151 to 1932 and encodes 593 amino acids. The transcript has a single exon. The record is from RefSeq and is a predicted model, not a curated record. Lineage: Eukaryota; Viridiplantae; Streptophyta; Magnoliopsida; Asparagales; Orchidaceae.
AAAAUUUCCAAAACAAAUAAAAAACCCAAAAAAAAAACAAAAAAAAAAAUGUACAAAACCCGCCGUUUGACUCCUGGUUGAAGGCGUGCUGGGCAAGGCCAAAACCCUCGCCCAAUUCUCUUCUGAGCUCCACUGGCUUCAAAAGCCGAGAUGUGGAGAUCCACAGCUCGAGCUCGCAUUCUCAGCAGAUCAAUCCGACCAUACUUUUCUACAAACCCAACCCUAGCUAUAUUCUCAUCUUCGCCAUCGCGAUCCAAAUCGCCAAUCCGCUUCAUCCCCACCUUCCUGAACAAGUUCUUUUCCUCCGUCAAUGAAUGCUCGGCGGAAGAGGACGAAGCAUCUCAUCGAACCCAAGGUUUUGUUAAAAAUUUUGACUUUGUCUCCCAAGAAGCCGGGGUUUCUUCGAUUGAGCUAGGGGUAUCAAACGCUUCCCCAAUUGCAUCUGUACUGGGGGGCUUUGAGAAUGAGGUCGGAGAAGGACACGAACUGAAUACCUUGUGGGAGGAAAGCAUCGGUGGCGAUGCUACCCUGGACUCAGAGGAAAUCGCAGAAGAAGUCCCAGCUGAGGUUCCUGAUAUUAAUAACGAUCAACUUGAGAGCGUUUUAUCCAUUCUCCAAAGCACUUUACCUCAAGAUAUUGGAUCAAGCUUGGAUAGGCUUGAAGAACUGAGCCUGAGUGAGGAGUUUGUGGUGAGAGUGUUUCAGGAUGCGCACGUUUCCGGUGAGAAUUUGGUUUCUUUCUUCAGAUGGGCUAUCAGAAAAGAAGGACAUGCGAAAUAUUCGAGGGCGUUAGGCUACCUUGUCAGUACGAUCAGCGCCUCUGAUGAUAUCAGCAAGAUGGAAGCCUACAUGUUGUGGGAUUUGAUUAAGGAGUUGGGCGAAUUGGAGUGGAAUGUAAAUACUGAUAUGCUUAAUCAGCUAAUAUCUAUUUUCUGGAAGUUGGGUAAGGCCAAAGCUGCUCUGGAUGUUUUCAACAAGUUUGAUGAGUUUGGUUGUGCUCCUGAUGGAUAUACGUUUUACUUUACAAUAGAAGCUCUUGGGAAGAAGUCCAUGAUUGAUACAGCCUGGUCUGUUUGUGAAAAGAUGCUUAAUUCCGGAAGCCUACCUGAUGUUGAAAAGAUUUGUAAGAUCAUAACCUUCUUCUGCAAGGGCAAAAAGGCAAAAGAGGCCCAUUUAGUUUUUCUGCUAGCUAAGGAGAACAACAUCCUUCCUGGACGAGAUACUUUAAGUUUUUUAGUCGCUGGUCUAUGUAGAAACGAUGAAUCUGUUCGCAUUGCAAUGGAGUUAUUGGAGGACUAUCCACAAGAGUUACUUAAGCAUGAGAAUAAGACCUUUUCCUUAGUUGUGAAGAGUCUGGUAAGGAUAAAAGAUGCGGAAGCUGCGAAGUCAUUACUCUUAAGAAUGGUUGAUUCUGGUCCGCCUCCUGGAAGUGCAGCAUUUAACUACGUUAUCACAGGGCUUUGCAAAGAAGGGGAGGUGGUUGAUGCAAUUGCUCUGACUAGGGUUAUGGAAUGUAGAGGUCUCAGACCUGAUGUAUAUACUUACAGUGUCAUCAUGAGUGGUUUUGCAAAGGCUGGUCUAAUGGACGAGGCUUUUAAGAUCUUCUGUGAAGCUAAAAAGAAGCAUAAAAUAUUGACACCAGUAUUAUAUCACAUACUUAUUCGAGGUUAUUGUAGGAUAGAGGAAUAUGAAAAAGCACUUGAAUGCUUGAAGGAUAUGAAGGAACACGGAGUACAGCCUAAUGCUGAUGAAUACAGUAAAUUGAUAAGGACUCUCUGCCUCAAGGCUAUUGAUUGGCGUACAGCCGAGAAACUCUCGGAGGAGAUGAAAGAGAGGGGUUUGUGCCUCAGAGGGGAAACCAGUAGUCUUAUAGCUGCUGUUAAGAUGCUAGAAGAGGAAAUAGCACCAGAUGAAUCUAAAAUUGAAGCUUAGCCAAUGGUUGAAGCUGGGAAGAAGUGUGGUAGUUUUUCUCUUUUUUUUUUUUAAUUCAGCUGUAACAAUUAGUUGAAAUUUUUAUUUUUAUUUAUCUCCACCAGAAUCUGUCUAAUGUUGUGGAAACACUUUUAACUGAAAAUUUUGAAUUACAAUCAAGUCUAUGGUCUUCCCAUGUUUUUUUUUUU